Molecule: messenger RNA, 399 nt
Organism: Condylura cristata (star-nosed mole)
Lineage: Eukaryota; Metazoa; Chordata; Mammalia; Eulipotyphla; Talpidae
Product: ly-6/neurotoxin-like protein 1
Exons: 3
Coding region: 1-399 (132 amino acids)
Source: RefSeq, a predicted model, not a curated record
AUGAAGGCCGCUGUCCUGCUGCUGGCCCUGCUGUGCCAGGAAGGAGCCCAGGCCCUGCAGUGCCACAUAUGCCAGAAAACCUCCGCAACCUACGGCGACAGCUGCUACGGUGCAGCGCAGUGCCCCGGGGGGGCCCAGGCCUGCACCUCCGUGAAGGAGUAUGGCCGAACAGCUACUAAACAGUACUCCUUCGUCACCAAGAACUGCAUCAAUAACUGCUCGGGGGGGCUUCAGCCCCACGUGAAAACCGUGGCCACAGGCUUCAGCUUUCAGCUAGACGUCCACUGCUGCACCACCGACCUGUGCAACGGGGCGGGGCGCCUGGGCCCCGGGGCCGCCUCUGUGGGCCUGCUGCUGCUGCCCAGUGUCCUGCUCGUCCUCCUCGGGGCCUUCCUGUGA